AGAUAAUGUUAAGAGACCUUCACAGUGACCUUUCACAGAGGCAUUAUCUUUGUGUCCGAGACCAGAAAGUCAAAAACCAAAGUAAGAGCGGACGGUAAAGAUGGUCCGAUUAUCACUUUUCCUUUUUGCUGCUGUAGCAGUCGGUGCAGCUGCAGCUUCCUUGAGGAGGGUAUGUUACUACACGAACUGGGCACAGUACAGGAACGGUGUAGGCAAGUUUUACCCGGAGAAUGUGGACCCGAGUUUAUGCACGCAUGUUAUCUACGCCUUCGCCAAGAUGGUAGGUAAUCACUUGGCAGCGUUUGAAUGGAAUGACGAGUCUACACCGUGGAUGAAAGGAAUGUACGAGAGAUUCCAUGACAUCAAGAAAUCAAACCCAUCAGUAAAAUUACUCCUUGCUGUCGGAGGCUGGAACAUGGGUUCGUCUCCAUUUACACGUAUGGCCGCCUCCGACGCUAGCCGCCGGGAAUUUGCAACUACAACGGUUGCUUUCUUGAGGAAACACAAAUUUGACGGCAUCGAUAUGGACUGGGAAUACCCAGCUAACAGGGGCAGUCCGCCUGGCGACAAACACAAAUUCACAUUGGUUAUACAGGCAUUACAUGACGAGUUUGCGAAGGAGAAUGUCCCUGCCGGGCUCGACCGACUUAUGAUUACUGCCGCCGUCGCCGCUGGAAAAGACAAAAUUGACACUGCGUACGAAGUUCCAGAAAUUUCGAGGUUACUUAAUUUCAUCAAUUUGAUGAGCUACGACUUGCACGGCUCCUGGGAGGAUCAUACCGGCCAUAACUCGCCACUGUAUUCUAGAAGCAGCGAGACUGGUAACGACUCAUAUUUAAAUGUGGACUGGGCAGCACAAUACUGGGUACAGAAAGGUGCUCCGAGGGAAAAGUUAAACGUAGGUAUGGGUCUGUACGGAAGAACGUUCAAACUGCCAUACAGCCACACUAGCGAUGUUAUUGGUUGUCCUGCCGCCGGCGCCGGUGCUGCUGGCACACAUACAAGGGAAGCAGGAUUCAUGGCCUACUAUGAGAUUUGUGAGAAACUAAGCCAAGGUGCCACUAGAAGGUAUGAGCCAGAACAAAAAGUGCCAUACAUGGUGCAGAAUGACCUUUGGGUCGGCUACGACGAUCCCGACAGUUUGAGGUUAAAGGUCGAUUACGUCAAGCAAGAACACUUCGGUGGUAUAAUGGUUUGGGCUUUAGACUUGGACGAUUUCAGUGGAAUGUGUGGACAAGGAAAAUAUCCUCUCAUGAAAGCUAUUGUCAACGAACUCCAGUCUUCCACUGGCUCAGUCAAUCCCGUUCAACCCACACAACCCACACAGGCUCCAAUGACCACAACAGCACAACGCAUAACAACACGUGCUCCAGUGUACACCAAUCCCCCAGUCACUACAAGGGCACCGAUCGUUACAACACAAGCACCAGAUCCGACAACAAAAGCCCCGGUGACGACAACUACAACUGCUGCCGCUACUACUGCCAAAACCACAACACAAGCUGCUCCUAUAACCACGCAAGCACCAGGUUCCAACAGCAACAUGCAUCAGCUGACACAGGUUUCCAGUAAUGAAUUCAACUGUGCUGUACGAUCCGACGGAUAUUACCCUAGUCCAACAUCCUGCUCACAUUACUACGUUUGUGCUGCCGGCAUGGCGUUCAGAACAGAUUGUCACCCUGGUCUACUGUUCAACACAGCAACUCUCUACUGCGACUUCCCUGAUCAUGUCACAUGUACAGCUAGCAAUAAUGCAGCACAAACAACGACAACUAAACGUGCAGCUGUAGCAACACAUGCUCCCGUGAUAACACAGGCACCCGUGACUCAGGCACCGUUUACAACAAGAGCGCCAGUACCAACAACCACACAGGCAAUGCACACCACUAAACAGUACCAAACUAACGUGAAACCUGCUGACUUCUGUAAAGGAAAGUCUGAUGGUUUUUACAAGGAUCCUGCAGACUGCGGUCAUUUCUACCAAUGUUCCUUUGAGGUGUCUUACCACGAACCAUGUCCCUCCGGUACCUACUUCAGUACCGCACUCCAGGGCUGCGACUGGGCCGCAAACGUACAUGACUGUCCAAUGGUCCGAUUAUCACUGUUCCUGGUAGCCGUUUUAGCAUUCGGUGCCGCUACAGCUUCCUUGAGGAGGGUAUGCUACUACACGAACUGGGCGCAGUACAGGAACGGUGCUGGCAAGUUCUUCCCGGAGAAUGUGGACCCGAGUUUAUGCACGCACAUUACCUACGCCUUCGCCAAGAUGGUAGGUAAUCACUUGGCAGCGUUUGAAUGGAAUGACGAGUCUACAUCGUGGAUGAAAGGAAUGUACGAGAGAUUCCAUGAAAUCAAGAAAUCAAACCCAUCAGUAAAAUUACUGCUUGCCGUCGGAGGAUGGAACAUGGGUUCGUCUCCAUUCACACAUAUGGCCGCUACCGACGCAAGCCGCCGGGAAUUUGCAACUACAACAGUGACUUUCUUGAGGAAACAUAAAUUCGAUGGACUCGAUAUGGAUUGGGAAUACCCAGCGAACAGGGGCAGUCCACCCGAGGACAAACACAGAUUCACACUUGUUUUACAGGCUUUACACGACGAGUUUGCGAAGGAGAGUGUCCCUGCCGGGCUGGAACGACUUAUGAUAACUGCCGCCGUCGCCGCCGGAAAAGAAAAAAUUGACACUGCGUAUGAAAUUCCAGAAAUUUCAAGGUUACUUGAUUUCAUCAAUUUGAUGACCUACGACUUGCACGGCUCCUGGGAGGAUCAUACCGGCCAUAAUUCACCACUGUAUUCUAGAAGCAGCGAGACUGGUAACGAAACUUACUUGAACGUGGACUGGGCAGCACAGUACUGGGUACAGAAAGGUGCCCCAAGGGAUAUGUUAAACAUAGGUCUUGGUUUGUACGGGAGAACGUUCCAAUUACCUUGGAGUCACACUAACGAUGACAUUGGUUGUCCUGCCAAAGGCGCUGGGGCUGCUGGCUUAUAUACAAGGGAAGCAGGAUUCAUGGCCUACUACGAGAUUUGUGAAAAACUUAAAAAAGGGGCUACUAAAAAGUAUGAGCCAGAACAGAAAGUGCCAUACAUGGUGCAAAGUGACCUUUGGGUUGGAUACGACGAUCCCGACAGUUUGCGGCUAAAGGUUGAUUAUGUCAAGCAAGAAGGCUUCGGUGGUAUAAUGGUUUGGGCUUUAGACUUGGACGAUUUCAGUGGAAUGUGCGGAGAAGGAAAAUAUCCUCUCAUGAAGGCUAUUGUCAACGAACUAGAGACUCCCUCGGUCGAACACUAUUUUCUGAACACACGAGAAGGUGGUUUUCUCGCAUAUUACGAAGUGUGUGACAUGAUGAAAAAAGGCGGACAAUCAUAUUACAUAAAGGAACAGGAGUCGCCUUAUGUUGUCUUGAAGGAUCAGUGGGUCGGUUACGAUGACGUCGACAGCCUUAGAAUAAAGGUCCAGUGGAUGAAGAAAAAUGGAUUCUCUGGUGUGAUGGUCUGGGCGCUGGAUCUUGACGACUUCAAAGGAAAUACCUGCGGACAGGGACGAUAUCCUUUGAUGAACGCGAUUAAUCAGGAACUUAUGGGAACUAUUGUUGUGCCGCCGAAAACUCGACCAAACAGAGUGAACGCCGACAUGUCACAACAGCAAACAAAAAAUCCCCAUAACAACUGGAACAACAAUCCAAACGCAUGGGAACAACAACAGCAACAUCAGCUGCCAGCUAACAGCUGGGACCAGCCACAGAUCACCAACAAUGUUGUGACACAACCACCAACAACUCCACCACCAAAUCUUCCUCAUUUGACAAAUGAGUUCAAGUGCCCACCAAAUGAAAAUACUUACUUCCCAAGUCCGAAAGCAUGCGAUGAUUACUUUAUCUGUGCAAGUGGUUUGUCGUUCAAGUUUACAUGUGCCCCACCACUAAAAUGGAAUUCUGUAAACAAUUUCUGUGAUUGGCCUGAAAAUGUUAAGUGUAACAAAAAGCCAGUGAAGACGAGACCAGCGCCUGUUCCUACCACAAUAAACCCGUCAACAUGGGUACCAACUACAAAGAUACCGACAACCAGAAGACCAGUAACAAGACGACCAACAACCAGACGGCAAACAAGACCACCAACAACCAGGCGGCCAACAAGACCACCAACUACGCAACCCCCGCCUUCACCAACCACACAAUCCACUUUUGCUCAGCCCACACCACCAUGGCUGGACUGGUCCGCGUGGAUUGGGGAAUUCUGGAAAGCUCUUACAUCAAUGACUGGCGGACAAAGUGACUGGAUGAAACAAACAUUGCAAUCUGCAGCCAGCCAAGCAACUUCACAAAUGAUUGGACAUACUCCAAAAAGUGGUGCUCCCCCCAAGAAGUUUUGUGACGGUAAAAACGAUGGUAUUCACCCAGACCCGACAGACUGUAGCAAAUAUAUAGACUGUGUACAAGGAAGAGACUAUCAAGGUUCCUGCCCUGGCGGUACAUCGUUUGAUGCAGCGAAAAAGUUAUGUGAUUUUACACAUAAAGUCAGUGGAUGUGGCAGUCAGCCUGCCCCUACUCCUGGCCCUACUUGGUAAACCAUAACCCUUAAGACAGAGAACAGCAUCUUCUCUUCGAUGUUUGCCUUUAACAGUCCGUUGACUAGGCUAGACACAACAUUUCGAAAUAUAAAUGUUUGAGAUGACUGCUUUAACGUCCAUACAUGUGGAUAUAAAUUAUGCAUAUCAUCAUGAUAAGCCCAGUCACAUCACCUUGUAUAUGAAAUAUCAUGUUAAGUGUUGCGCUUCUUUUUUGGCGCCAAAUGAAUACAUUAACACCGAAAACUCAGACUGCUUUGCGGUAUUUUUUGCUCAAGGACGUAUCAUAUAUCGAUAUUAUAAAGACUAGCCUGCAUUCCUCAAUAGCAAAAUUAUCUCAGUUUUGAACCUUCUACAUGAUAAGUCAUGUUACCAUACUAAGACUUGUCAUGUUUGUUUGCAAUAAUUCCAAUCUUUGUAACUAUGAAGAAUUUUAAAACCACGUUGUUUUCUAGAGAUAAGCACUCAUUCAUAUUGAUUAAACCGUGUAAAUAAUUUAUUGCUGGAUAAUGUAACGGGUAGGAAGAAUAUUAUUUGCCUUUUUACCAGUGAAUGUAAAGAUACUGUCCAAAUAUAUACAUGUAGAUCUACCGUAUCUAUUUAGGUCUGUGUAUUGUAUAUGUAUAAUAUGCUUCUGUUAAACAGUCCUAAGAAAGGAACGUCAUCAUCAAAACUACAAACACUUCUACUGUAUGUCUCAAAGAACGUUUAUGUCGUGUAUGCUUUAUAACUUACGUUUAUAUCUGUGAAAUUUGUGUGGCAAGGAAUGUGUCACUGUUAUGUCUCCAGAAAUAUAUGAUUUGUUAGAAUUAUUUAUGCUGCUAUCGAGAUAAAAAAAAAUGUUGAUAAAUUUUCAUGUUACUACGUUAUUUCUAUGCAGGUAAAACAUAGCACCAUUUUGUAAGGAA
Messenger RNA from Mercenaria mercenaria, 5469 nucleotides. RefSeq names its product probable chitinase 10. The transcript is spliced from 29 exons. Gene Ontology annotation, molecular function: chitin binding; chitinase activity. The record is from RefSeq and is a predicted model, not a curated record. Bases 101 to 4561 code for a protein of 1486 amino acids. Gene Ontology annotation, biological process: chitin catabolic process; carbohydrate metabolic process. Gene Ontology annotation, cellular component: extracellular region. Lineage: Eukaryota; Metazoa; Mollusca; Bivalvia; Venerida; Veneridae.